GGAGCUGAAAGGUGCUGAAGAAGAUUGACUUUACGACGUUUUGCGACAAUUUGGUCAAUGGUGGGCACAUCGGAAAACUGUAGUGACAAGAAGAUGGCGGAGGGAAGUAAUGAUGCUGAGCUACUCAAGGAGAAGGCGAAUAAGUACUUCAAAGAGAAAGACUAUGAAAAUGCUAUCAAGUAUUACACAGAGGCUUUGGAGCUCAAUCCAUCCAAUGCCAUCUACUACAGCAAUCGAAGUUUGGCAUACCUCCGCACAGAGUGCUAUGGCUAUGCCUUGGCUGAUGCCACAAAGGCCCUGGAGAUAGACAAAAACUACAUAAAGGGAUAUUACCGGCGUGCCACGUCCAACAUGGCACUGGGAAAGUUCAAGGCUGCGCUCAAAGACUAUGAAACGGUUGUGAGAGUUCGACCAAAUGACAAAGAUGCAAGAAUGAAGUACCAGGAAUGUAACAAAAUUGUAAAACAGAAGGCAUUUGAAAGAGCCAUUGCCAGCGAUGAGACCAAAAAAUCAGUGGUUGAUUCUCUGGACAUUGAAAACAUGACUAUUGAGGAUGACUAUGUGGGCCCCAAACUUGAAGAUGGAAAAGUCACUUUGACAUUCAUGAAAGAGAUGAUGGAAUGGUUCAAAGAGCAGAAGAAACUCCAUAGAAAGUGUGCAUAUCAGAUUUUGGUGCAAGUCAAAGAUGUUUUGUCAAAGCUACCAAGUCUUGUUGAAAUCACAUUAAAAGAGUCUGAUAAAAUAACCAUUUGUGGUGACACCCAUGGGCAAUACUAUGAUCUUCUCAACAUCUUCACAUUGAAUGGCUUACCUUCAGAGACCAACCCAUACCUGUUCAAUGGUGAUUUUGUAGAUCGUGGAUCUUUUUCAUUGGAAGUCAUUUUAACACUUUUUGGCUUUAAGCUCCUCUAUCCUGACAACUUCCACUUGCUGAGAGGUAACCACGAGACGGACAACAUGAACCAAAUGUAUGGUUUUGAAGGUGAAGUCAAAGCCAAGUACACAGCCCAGAUGUUUCAGCUGUUUAGUGAGGUCUUCCAGUGGCUGCCUCUUGCACAGUGCAUCAACAACAAAGUAUUGGUAAUGCAUGGAGGACUGUUCAGUGAAGAUGGGGUGACACUGGAAGACAUAAGGAAAAUAGACAGAAACAGACAACCUCCAGAUUCAGGGCCCAUGUGUGACCUCCUUUGGUCUGACCCACAACCACAGAAUGGCCGAUCAAUCAGUAAGCGGGGAGUCAGCUGUCAGUUUGGACCAGAUGUAACUGAGCGCUUCCUGGAACAAAACAAGUUGGACUACAUUGUCCGUAGUCAUGAAGUGAAGGCUGAGGGCUACGAAGUCACUCACUCAGGAAAGUGCAUCACCGUGUUUUCAGCACCCAACUACUGUGAUCAGAUGGGAAACAAAGGAGCUUAUAUUCAUCUCAGGGGAUCUGAUCUGAAGCCAGAAUUUCACCAGUUCACUGCUGUGCCUCAUCCGAAUGUCAAGCCCAUGGCAUACGCUAACACAUUAAUGCAGUUGGGGAUGAUGUAGUUCUCCUUCCGUCAUGAAACAUCCCAGCCACUUCACUCCCUCCAGUGCCCAGAAAUACUGUUGUUCUUGUUGGGCUACGAGUUCCCUGUCUCUGAUGAAUUGUUACUAGAUGUAUGCACAAAUAGUGAUUCAUAGGGAAGCGAUCUCUUAGCCCAGCCCAGUUGUUAUUUUCUUUUAUAUUAUUGAUUAUAACCGGGGAAAAAAUCUCAUGUUGCUCAUGUCCAUUUGUAGGUAACUGAACCAGCUGUCAUGUACCAAAGAUCUGAGUUGAAAAUGAUUGUUUGGUUUUAGUGGGGGUGGCUGAAGCCUAGAGUACUAUUCCCAGACUUUUAAAAUGGUUAAGAGCAAGCAGCAUGUCACUUGUGUUCAAAUACAAACCAUCCUACAGUAUGUGACCUAUUGUUUUGCUGUUGGCAUUUCUGAUCAUGUUCAAAGAUACUCUACAAGUCAGUCAAAAUGGUUCCACUCGAGGUGCUGUCUGCCAUUAGUGGUGUUACUGGGUGAGCUUUGUAGCUGGUAAUGAUUUGCACUGCUGCACUGUUUCCUCAUUGGGAAGGUACUGCUGCUCUCCAUAAUUCCAUCAUUAUACAUAAUUGUGCCACUCACCAGGCAGCUCCUGCACAGUCUACUCUGUAACUAGUUUUAGUCUAGCAAACACUGACGGCAAUCCAGCCUACAAUACAUGUUUGAUUACUGGUUAUUUAGCUCACGUGGAUUUUGUCAGUACACAAACGUCCAAAAUGCAACCCUGUCUUGAAACGCACAGCUGUAUUGUCCAUUGGCCCUCUUUUUAGAUUAAUAUACACUGUUGUGUAUGUGUAUAUAUAUAUACUGUAUCAUUUAAAGAUUCUGUGUAAUGUUUCAGGAAAAUUAUUGAAUAAAAAAUAAGUCAAGA
Boleophthalmus pectinirostris (great blue-spotted mudskipper) is the source of this 2428-nucleotide messenger RNA. RefSeq names its product protein phosphatase 5, catalytic subunit (gene ppp5c). Gene Ontology annotation, molecular function: protein binding; protein serine/threonine phosphatase activity. Gene Ontology annotation, cellular component: nucleus; cytosol. The coding region runs from base 58 to 1533 and encodes 491 amino acids. The record is from RefSeq and is a predicted model, not a curated record. Lineage: Eukaryota; Metazoa; Chordata; Actinopteri; Gobiiformes; Gobiidae. The transcript has 13 exons.